Messenger RNA from Colletotrichum graminicola M1.001, 1038 nucleotides. RefSeq lists its product as uncharacterized. Lineage: Eukaryota; Fungi; Ascomycota; Sordariomycetes; Glomerellales; Glomerellaceae. The transcript has a single exon. The record is from RefSeq and is a predicted model, not a curated record. Bases 1 to 1038 code for a protein of 345 amino acids.
AUGCCUGUCGGAUUGCUCACUAUCCCGAGGGAGAUUCGCGACCUCAUACUCGAUGAGGUCGUCUUCCUACCCGAUCGCCCACCCCCGCUUAACCCCUCAGUCAGCCAGGACCGUAAGAGGCGCGAGUACAAGGGCAAAGGCUUCUCUGAUGGCCACGACAUUUGGGUAGAGAAGCAGAUCCGCGCACCGCCGUCGGGCUCCCCCAACAACGCCAUUCUCCUCGUCAAUCGCCAAUUGCACGACGAGGCCAAGAUGCUGCUCGCCUCAAAGGGAACCCACUGUCGUCUCGAUGUCAUGUAUGUUAAAGAAUGUGGCUUGUGGCCGACUUGGCUCGCCGUGCCAAGAUCCACCCGUCAUGCCGACAGCGUCCACGUCCAGUUCCGCAUCUUCGAUCCACCCGCCGACGUCAAUCCUGACUGGAAAAACGAGGAACAGUUUCGCGGCGGCGACGGCGGCCCGCCAUUCAUUGUCUGGAACUUUUACGCCAUGCUCUCAGGGUACCUCCAAUACGGACCGACCGCCUUCAGCAGUGUCGUCGCCGACUCGUCAAACUUCACCAUCAAGAGGCUGGUGCUAGACGUUGUUCCGCCCCCGCCCGAGGAGAAGCACGACCGUCUCGUGUCCGGCGGUGCGCGGCGGCCACCUGCGCAUGACAUGUUUGAAAGAUUUACCACCAUGGUCAUGGAUGCAGAGAAACGUGAGCGCCGAGGCAUUACUUGGCCCCGUCCGCCCGAAGGCAAGGAGAGUCUCAUACCAGCCGAGAAGCUUGCUUUCUUCAUGUGCUGUCAGAUUGGCGGUCUCUUGUCCAUGUACAGAGACUGGGCCGACUUCGGCGCCAUCCUGUACGAAGGAAUCGGGAGCAUCGAGAUCCGCGUAAACGGCGAGCCGCGACGCUACUUUGACCUGGACGAGAUGCUCGACAGGUUGCCCAUACAGCCGAUCGCGGCCUGGAACGAAAAAGAACAGCAAAAGAGACAAAAACGCUUCGACGACUGGAAGGCGCAGGCGAUUGCAACGAGAAAAAGCUGGAAAAAAUGA